Guillardia theta CCMP2712 is the source of this 400-nucleotide messenger RNA. It is a transcript of the gene CPEA4, whose product is annotated as phycoerythrin alpha subunit 4. Lineage: Eukaryota; Cryptophyceae; Pyrenomonadales; Geminigeraceae. Bases 24 to 344 code for a protein of 106 amino acids. The transcript is spliced from 4 exons. The record is from RefSeq and is a predicted model, not a curated record. Gene Ontology annotation, cellular component: phycobilisome.
GGAGGAAAGAGAACCGACCAGCCAUGUCCGCCAAGGUUGUUGCUUUUGCCGCUGUUAUUGCCCAGGCCGCCGCUUUUGCGCCAACCCUCUCCACCUUCAAGCCGGCUGCCCGCCAGGCAUCCACCGGCUUGUCCAUGGCCAUGGACAGGUCCAACACUGCUCCCAUCGUCCAGAUCUUCGACCACCGUGGAUGCAGCCGUGUUGCCAAGGAGUACACUGGCAAGAAGUGCAACGGGGCUGAGGACGAGAUGCUCGUCAAGGUCCAGUCCAAGGUGAUCCCUGCCCCUGAGGCCCUCGCCGCCUCUGUCCUCCAGGUCACCGUCGGAAACCUCAAGCGCAAGUAAGCGAGUCGGGUCUUAGCACUUUGAUCUGAGCAGUGAAGUUUGAAACUCCACAAGAA